AUGUCUGCCCUAGUCUGUGGGAAGAGGUCUUCUUCCGUCUUCGAGGAGCUUCUCCACACCCCUCCCCCCGCCUCCAAGAGGGCCCGCUGCUCCGCCGGCGCCUCCUCUCCCACCGCCGUCCUUCUCUCCCCGGCCCGGCCCUCCUCCGCCUCCACCUCCCCGGCGUUCGAUCGGAACGACGACGAGAACAACAACAGCGGCGGCAGCGGUAAUCACUAUUCGCCUCAUCUUGCCCACCUGCGGUCCCUCUUCCCCGACAUGGACCCACAGUUUCUUGGAAGGGCACUUGAAGCAUCUGGAAAUGAUCUGGCUUCUGCCAUAAAGAGUUUAAAUGAUCUCCAUCUGGAGUCAGCAGAUAUCAACUUUGAUUCUGCUGGGAGCAAACCUGAAAGUGGAAUGGAAACAAAUGUUCAUGUUUUAACUGAAGGUAUCGUGAACAACAAUGGUGCAGAAGAGGCUGCUGAAAAUCCGCAUGGUGCAGCGUGUCUUCCAACCGAAGGCUCCGAAUGGGUUGAGCUGUUUGUGAGAGAAAUGAUGAAUGCCGCUGACAUGGAUGAUGCAAGGACUCGUGCCUCCAGAGUGCUGGAGGUUCUGGAGAAGUCCAUUGUCACUUGUGCUAAUGCUGAAGCAAUGCAAAACUUUCACAAGGAAAAUGUGAUGCUGAAGGAACAAGUUGAAGUCCUGCUAAGGGAGAACGCUGUUCUGAAGCGAGCUGUGGCAAUUCAGCAUGAACGUCAGAAAGAGUACGAUGAGAGAAGCCAAGAGCUGCAGCGUCUGAAACAGCUGGUGUCCCAGUAUCAAGAGCAAUUGAGAACGCUGGAGGUCAAUAACUAUGCACUUACAAUGCACCUCAGACAGGCUCAGCAAAGCAGCUCUAUUCCAGGACACUUCCAUCCUGAUGUCUUUUAAGAUGGAUGAGCUGCCUGCCCUUUCCCAGUUUAUCGUAUGUCUGCUUACUGUUCUGUCAAAAAUAAGUUGCUAUCUUUGUGUGCAAGUAUAUCAACAUACAUACAACCUAUAUAUCAACAUAUUUAGAACCUUCUGUCUUUUUUUUUUUUGUUGAAUGCAAUAAAAAGAUAUUGAACUGUCAUUAUAA
Molecule: messenger RNA, 1096 nt
Organism: Elaeis guineensis (African oil palm)
Lineage: Eukaryota; Viridiplantae; Streptophyta; Magnoliopsida; Arecales; Arecaceae
Molecular function (GO): ubiquitin binding
Source: RefSeq, a predicted model, not a curated record